Molecule: messenger RNA, 1518 nt
Organism: Daktulosphaira vitifoliae (grape phylloxera)
Lineage: Eukaryota; Metazoa; Arthropoda; Insecta; Hemiptera; Phylloxeridae
Gene: fl(2)d
Product: pre-mRNA-splicing regulator female-lethal(2)D
Exons: 5
Coding region: 257-1453 (398 amino acids)
Biological process (GO): regulation of alternative mRNA splicing, via spliceosome
Cellular component (GO): nucleus
Source: RefSeq, a predicted model, not a curated record
AGAGAAUAUAUAAUUUUUCUGGGAAACAUUAAUGGAACCAAUUAUUAUAUUAAUUAAAUUUUCUACAGUUUAGAAAAUUUUUGUUAAAUCUGAGUCAAUGUAAAAUUUGAAGUUAAUUUAUGUUUUAAAUUUUAUUACAUUAGUAAAUAUGCGCUUUUUAAUUUGUAAAUAUACUUGAGGAGUUUUUAACGACUUCAUAGUAUUCUAUUUGUUUUUACAAGUGUUUCUAAAAUUAAUUACUAAAUUGUGCGAUAAAAUGGUUGAGGAAUGUCGAACAGGGUUUGGACAAAUGGAUAAUAUUGACGAUGACAACAUGGUUCGACUACCACGACAGCGAAUUGUCGAUAUGUAUAAAAACGCUAUGUCGCGCGUUCGGGUUUUAGAGGCAAAAGCAAAUGAAGCUACUAUAUGUAGUAGAUGUAGCAAUAGGUGUGACAAGAAAGAACAAAAUGAUCAAGCUUUUCGAGAACUUGUAUUACGUGAAAAAGUUUUAUUAAGAAAAUUAGCUAUCAAAGAACAAGAGAUUCAAGAUUAUUCAACUCAGUUGUCAGCAUUAAAAAAUUCUAUUCAAAGUAAAUCUCUUUCCUCAUUAAAAUGUCCUUUGCAAGAUCCAGCUGUCAAUGUAUUAAUACAAAAAUUACGACAAGACUUGAGUGCCACUAAAACUAGGUUAGAUGAAACACAAAAUGAAUUAAAUGCCUGGAAAUUUACACCAGACAGUAAUACUGGGAAAAGACUGAUGGCUAAAUGUCGAUUAUUAUAUCAAGAAAAUGAAGAACUUGGCAAAAUGGUUAAUAGUGGAAGAAUAGCUAAACUUGAAGGUGAAUUAGCAUUGCAAAAAAAUUUUAGUGAAGAAGUUAAAAAAUCUCAAUCAGAACUAGAUGAAUUUUUGCAAGAUUUGGAUGAAGAUGUUGAAGGAAUGCAAAGUACUAUAUAUUUUCUACAAAAUGAACUAAAAAAAAUUAAAGGGUAUAAACAAAAUAGUAAUAACACAGGAGAAAAAGAAAGUGACCAGAAGACUGAAAUAAAUGGCAUAAACAAAGAUAGUACUGACAUAAAAACAAAGUCUGAUAUUGAAAUUUCUCAACCAUCACCAGUAGUUGAAACUAAUGUUGAACAUAAAUCAAAUAAACAUGAACAUAAACUUAAAAAAUCUAAAAGUGAAAAUACUAGCAGUACUAGUAGUAAUAUGACUAAAAUUAAAAAACAUAAAUCAGCUACCUUAGAAAGAGUAGAUCUAAGUAGUAAAGACUUAAAGUUACAUAAAAAUAAAAAUAAAGUUGCUGAAGUUAGCGAUAUAUUAAAAUCUGUUAAGUCUGAAAAGAGACAUUCUAGUAAAGAUAAAGCUCACAAACGACCUAAACUUGUUAUUGAAAACACUAAUAUUACAGAAUUAAAAUCUCCAACAAAAUCAACCACAACUACAGUUAAUGUACUCUUGAAUGGUUCAUAGAAUAUUGUUACUACAUCAUUAUAAGUGUUUUUUUUUAAUGUUGAUAUAAAAUAAUUUUUGAAUUA